Molecule: messenger RNA, 981 nt
Organism: Mitosporidium daphniae
Lineage: Eukaryota; Fungi; Microsporidia
Exons: 1
Coding region: 1-981 (326 amino acids)
Cellular component (GO): nucleus; cytoplasm
Source: RefSeq, a predicted model, not a curated record
AUGGAACGGAAAUUCAAGAAAUUCUUGUCCGCUUCCUCGAUUGACGACCCGUUGCCUCCAAUCGUUUCCGGAAAUUUAUCCGAUGGCGAGCUUCAACAACAAUUUAACGCAUGUGUGUCUUAUGUGUCUCCAAAUUUGGAUUCCGAAUUUGCCGCUGAAGAGAGCAUAAUUUCGCCCAAGGUGCGAAUAAUUACAUUUCCAGAAAUCCCGGGACUGAUAUAUGCUCCAUCAAUGAUACGGUCAAAAAGUCAGCUGCCUUUAUUGGUCUCUAUAAUGAAGGAUGGCAUGAAACCAAAUUCAUCAUCCAAUUUGGAUCUCCUAUUUCAGGAGGGAGGCAGUUUGGGGACUAAAGCGAAGCCAAACGCGCUUGCUGCCAUUCCAACGGAGGGGCUUUUCUCCAAGAUUCUUUCACAAACAUGGGAAGCCUCUGAUGCAUUAAUUUCGCUGUUCAGGAGAUAUAGAUGGGUUGCCUUGGGGGUACAAUAUGACUGGACAACCAAGGAAUAUUCAUGGGAGGCACCGCCUUCGCCUAUCCCUGCAGAAUUGGCAAAGCUUUCAACGGAAAUUUGUACAGUACUUGUAGGAUCUUCUGGAAUCAAUUACAAACCCCAGGCUGGGAUUAUCAAUUUUUACCGCCCAGGCGAUACAUUGACUGGGCACGUCGAUCGAUCAGAGCCGGACGACCAGUCCCCACUCGUCUCCAUAAGCAUUGGUCUUGAUUGUAUUUUUCUUGUGGGCGGCCCUACCAGAGACGACUCUGUACUCCCAUUUCGGCUGUCAAGUGGAGAUGUUUUGCUGCUCAUGAGGGAAUGCCGUAGAAAUUAUCAUGGAGUUCCAUUGGUAAUUCCUGGAUCACUGCCACAAUGCCUCAAAGCCUCUGCACUUGAUGGAUGUGAUAUUUCCGAGGAAGAGUCCCUGGCAUUACGAUUAAUAGAUGAUGCUCGCAUUAACGUCAACAUCAGGCAGGUUUGGCCUUCGUAG